AUUAUAGAAGAGUAUAGUCACCACCAUAGCUGCUGACUUGCUGAGCUCCUGCAACCUGCUCUGUUCUGCGUCGUUAACAAUGUCGAUAGAGCUCAAACUUUCACGAAUUAAUCGCGUCUAUCGCCCUUCUGAAGUUGUUGAGGGUAAAAUCAUAGUGAGGUCUUCUUCUUCAAUCUCCCACUAUGGAAUUCGCCUCGCUGUUAACGGAUCUGUCAACUUGCAGGUUCGUGGAGGAUCGGCGGGAGUUAUCGAGACUUUGGUUGGUGUCGCCAAGCCUAUUUCCAUUGUGAAUAAAAUUAUUGAGGUUAGACCUUCUGGAAAGAUUGCUUCAGGCACAUCAGAGAUUCCAUUUUCCAUGAAUAUCAAGCAGCCGGGAGAAAAGAACCUGGAAAGGUUCUAUGAGACCUUCCAUGGAGCAAAUAUUAACAUUCAGUAUUUAUUAACUGUAGAUAUAUCGAGAGGAUACCUGCAUAAAUCAUUAUCUACAACAAUGGAGUUCAUAGUUGAAAGUGAUAAAGCUGAUCUUCUUGAGCGACCAGUUUCUCCGGAGAUGGUUAUCUUUUACCUUACUCAGGAUACUCAAAGGCAUCCGCUACUUCCUGAACUAAAGUCAGGUGGAUUCCGGGUUAUUGGGAAAAUGUCCACUCAAUGUUGUUUAUCAGAUCCCAUUGUUGGUGAACUAACUGUAGAAGCGUCUGCAGUUCCAAUUUGUUCGAUUGACAUGCACUUGCUUCGUGUAGAGUCAAUCCUUCUUGGGGAGAAAAUAGUAACUGAACAGUCUCUGAUUCAGACUACACAGAUGGCAGAUGGAGAUGUCUGCCGUAAUAUGACUCUACCCAUUUAUGUUAUACUUCCCCGUCUUUUGACUUGUCCUACCGUCUUAGCUGGUCCAUUUUCAAUAGAAUUUAAAGUUGCCGUAGUCAUAACAUUUCAAUCAGAUGUAGCGAAAGUGCAUUCAAAAUCUGAUCCUACAACUCCCAGACUAUGGCUUGCAAUGGAAAGUUUACCGCUUGAACUUGUUCGAACAAGGUGAGAGGAAGGCGAGUAGGAUAUAGGCAGUCAAACCCAUUACAGGGAGAAGAACGGAGCUGCAACAUAUGCUUUGCUGGUCAUUUUGCUCCUCCUUCCCAUAUUGGGCCUAUCUUGUUAGAGGACUUCCUAGGUGUCUCUAGGCCUCGUGAAAAGUACAAGAACAUGAACACAUUUGAAACCUUCAAAAUAUGGAAGCAUGUGAAUGGAUCAUUAAAAAAAACAUCAUAACUUAAAACAAAAUACGUUCUGACAUGGAAAUAUUUA
This is a messenger RNA of Prunus avium (sweet cherry), 1296 nucleotides long. RefSeq names its product Vacuolar protein sorting-associated protein 26. Lineage: Eukaryota; Viridiplantae; Streptophyta; Magnoliopsida; Rosales; Rosaceae. The record is from RefSeq and is a predicted model, not a curated record. Gene Ontology annotation, biological process: intracellular protein transport.